Molecule: messenger RNA, 5090 nt
Organism: Tachysurus fulvidraco (yellow catfish)
Lineage: Eukaryota; Metazoa; Chordata; Actinopteri; Siluriformes; Bagridae
Gene: faxca
Product: failed axon connections homolog, metaxin like GST domain containing a
Exons: 6
Coding region: 460-1686 (408 amino acids)
Cellular component (GO): cytoplasm
Source: RefSeq, a predicted model, not a curated record
UCUGCUGCACUUUCUAGAUGUUUCUGUAAAGCUCUGACUAUCAGCACAUAUGAACCGGAUUGUAAAGGCCGUAGACAGUAGCAGCAGAGACAGGAGUAUGAAGGUUUUACAGCAGGAGUCGAAAUCGUGUCCAGUCACAUAAACAAGCUUCGUAUUCAUUUUGAUUCUCUGGAACGCAUACUUCUAGAGAUUCGGCUCAGUAAACCGAGUCCUAUCUCGUUCUACUAUAAAGGGCGCAGCGUCCUGCGUGGUGACGUCACGCAGCAGCAGCAGCAGCGGCGGCGGCGAGCGGCUCUGGGACCGGGACAGGGAUCAGGUACAGGGACGGACGCUAAGCUGGUGCUGGGAACGACCUGGAGGAUAGUGAUGCUCCUUUUUAAUCCUUUUCGCAAGAAACCCAUGACUGAGCAGCACCCAUGACGCCAAACGGAGCCGAAGGGCGGAACGAGGAGCGCGAGGAUGGUGUACUGGCGCGUGGGUUUGGCGUGGAGCCGGUCGUGCGCGCUCGAUCUCGGCCACAACAAAAGUUUCUUCCCCUUCGGUCUCUGUAGCUCGGACGAGCAGCUUUCGUUUUAUGGCUACGUCAUCGCGUACCCGCUGCAGGACUACGGCGGCAUCAUGGCGGCCCUGGGCACGGAUUCGUGGUGGCGGAAGGCGCUGUACAUCACCGGGGGCGCGCUGCUCGCCGCCGCUGCUUAUUUACUGCACGAGCUGCUCGUCGUCAGGAAAGAGCAAGAACUGGAUUCCAAAGACACCAUCAUCCUGCACCAAUUUUCCAGGCCCAAGAACGGUGUUCCCAGCUUGUCCCCUUUUUGCCUCAAGAUGGAGACUUACCUCCGAAUGGUAGACCUGCCUUACCAGAACUACUUCGACGGGAAGCUUUCUCCUCAGGGGAAGAUGCCGUGGAUCGAGUACAACCAGGAGCAGGUGAGCGGCUCUGAGUUCAUCAUUGACUUCCUGGAGGAGAAACUGGGAGUGAACCUGAACAGCAACCUGAGUCCUGAGGAGCGAGCCAUGUCACGGGCCAUCACCAAAAUGGUGGAAGAGCAUUUCUACUGGACAAUAGCCUACUGUCAAUGGGUUGAUAACCUGGAGGAGACUAAGAAGAUGCUGGCAGUGACUGGGCCACUGAGCGACCUGCUAAAGUGGAUCCUGAGUCAUGUUAAUGGAGGCAUUGUGAAGAGAGAGAUGUAUGGCCAUGGCAUUGGGCGCUUCACUAAAGAGGAAAUCUACACGCUGAUGGAAAAGGACAUGCGCACCCUGGCUACUCUGCUCGGAGAUAAAAAGUACAUCAUGGGCCCCAAAGUCUCCACGGUUGACGCUACAGUAUUUGGUCACCUUGCCCAGGCCAUGUGGACGUUGGGCGGCACGCGGCCGGAGCAACUCAUUAAAGGUGAGUUCAUUAAUCUAGCCAUGUACUGCGAGCGCAUCCGGAGGAAAUUUUGGCCCGAGUGGUUUGUGGAUGUCGAUGACUUGUACUAUGAUGGCUUGAGUGAAGAGCCUCACUCUCCAUCUCAGCUGCUGGACCUGGGCCUGUUCUCUCACACUGAUGGUUUCCAGGAGGAACCCAGCAGCCUCUCACACUCCUACACAACACACUCUCUGGACAGCGACCGCACCGGACACUCCCUCUUCGACUCCGACAUGGACGGCGAGUACUCUGAGACGGAGCAGGUCAAGUGCUAACUGCUUCGUCCGUCACGAUGCCACAUCUCGGGCAUAUCUGUCCUUCAUCAGUCCUCUCUCAGUAAGGAUAGAGUUCUCCCCUCUGAGGAGGACACGGACGGGGCUCCCGAAUAUCCUGCCUGCACAAAAGGGACAUGUCCAACAAGGGAAGCAUGAAAGGUGUGCAAUAUCAUCAGUGACAACGAGAAAGCUAAUAAACCUCACGUUUACCUGCAAGUAGGGCUGGGUAAGAUGGUAUAUUAUAGUAUGAUCUCGACAUGUGUGACCUGCGUCACAUGACAUAGCUGAUUGGACAGAAAUUAUCUAUAUAUUUUUGUACCAAAGUUUCACCUUCUAUUUCCUUUUUUUUUUUUUUUGUUUUUUUUUUUUUUUUAGAUUUUUUUUAGACUACAAAUGAAAUAUUGCAUUACAAUUUAACAGCCAUUUUGUUAACCAAACCAGAUGCCAUGCUGUGUAUUGCAGAUGUCCUCAGAUAUCUUGAUGUCAUAUUUUGCCCAACCCUACUUGCAAGGAAAUACAUAGGAGGUUGUAUAUCUUCAGAAAAACGAAAGGGGUAGGAAAGAAAGAACGAAAGAAAGAAAGAAAGAAAGAAAGAAAGAAAGAAAGAAAGAAAGAAAGAAAGAAAGAAAGAAAGAACGUCAAAUCAUCAAGCAAGGGAAUGAUUAAAAAAAAUUGAGCCGGAGAGAAACCUGAGGGAGUGAAUGACGCCACUGCUGAAUAGUUCCCUCCGUCGUGUCAGAUCGCUGCUCCUCAUCAUCCUCUUGCCAUGUUGAAAAAAAAAUCGAUAUUGGGUAUCGAGAGCGUUCGAUACGUUUUACUUUUCACCGUUCAUGUCACCCAGGCUUGUCGUACUAGUAGCAGAUACUGACCAACACUUUUGUCCCUUUAAACAUCAACAACAACAACAACAACAACAACAACAACAACAACAACAACGUCAUAUUUGGACUUUUAUACAAAUGGAAAGAAAACCUACAACAAUCAGAAUAGAGCAACAUGAAGGAAGUGUUUGUGUUCAUGAAGUGUUCACAUAUACUGUAUAUACAUACAUACAUAUAUAUAUAUAUGUGUGUGUGUGUGUGUGUGUGUGUGUGUAUGUAUGUGUGUGUGUGUGUGAUAAAGAUGUGUUUUUUCUAUUAACAAAUUAAUCACUUUGGAAAUUUCUCGAACUCGUCUUAAGACCCUCUGACAUCUGGCUGACUCUCUUCAUGUUUGUCUACGUGUGUGUGUGUGUCCUAGUCGAUGCAUGCACGAGCUGUUCAAUAGAACUAAAAUCUAAAUCACGAAAAGGGACCAAAGGGAAUCGGUUUGUUUGUUUGUUGUAAUGAGUUUCCACACGGGUAAGUAUAAGAUUUCGGUGACGUUUCGUAUGAACGGAUCAUUUGAUUAGAUUUACACUGGGUAAAUUAGUGACCAGCAGUGUCGUGUAGAAAUCUCUCUAGAUCACAUUAGUUGUAAUUGUCUGUGUUUUGACCGAGUGACUAAUGCAUGUGUUUGUCAAAAAGCAGACACUUGUACUGCGUGUUCAAGACCAUCAUUUAAGACACUAUUAAGAUUCCUUGAGUUUGAAUUAGACUUGUUUUGAACACAUCUGUUUUAAAAAGUACAUGGUGUACUGAUAUAUGUUUAAGUCACGUGUGCAGGAGACUCUAGAACUGUUGCAUCGCAGACAAACUUUCCCGCGUUAGCAGUUAGUGUCAUCGUUGUGUUUUCUCUUCUCUAGAGACACGUGAUUUAUGUGACGUGAAAACCUCGAUUAAGCCCUAGUGAUUUUACUGUGGAAAUUCAAGGUACAUGGUACAGGAUAGUGAAGGAUAAUUUGUGUGUGUGUGUGUGUGUGUGUGUGUGUGUGUGUGUGUGUGUGUGUGUGUGUGUGUGUGUGUGUGUGUGUGUGUGUGUGUGUGUGUGUCCAUCUGGUGCAUGAAUGAGUCAUAGUCAUGCAUGAAUACACAUACUAUUGAGGCAGUUGUCUCGUGGGUAUCUUACACACCCAUUGAUUCUGUAACCUCUGCACUGCAGAGACCUGAACAGUGAGUGCAGUUUACACACAAACAUACACAAACACACACACACACACACACACACACACACACACACACACACACACACACACACACACACACACACAUACAUGCACAUACAUACACACACACUCAAUGAUAAAUAUGGCACUGUAACUGUGCUUCGAAUAAUAGAUAUGUGCGUUUGUGUGUUAUGAAUAUUUAAACGGCAUUAUUGUGGCAUUGAUUACUUACUGUGUCAAAUAAGCAACACACUCAGAACUUAACCAAGACCUUUGUUUACUGGACACAUGGCUGUUUUAUACCAUGACUAGUACACUACAGCCUGGGUUUCUUUUUUCUCAAGUGUGUCUCUUUGUUUUGCCUGUUUUGUUUUUUCUCUAUUGCAGAUCCCUUCUCUCUCUCUCUCUCUCUCUCUCUCUCUCUCUCUCUCUCUCUCUGUGUGUGUGUGUGUGCUCGCUGCAGUGUAUUUCAGCAUUGAGAGAUACACAGCCUUUGAAUAUACAGUAGUCGCACAUCUCCAAUCUUGUGCCUGAUGCAACUGACAUCAUUAUUUCUGUUUCUCUUAUAUAUUGUUUAUCAUUAAUGUAUUAAUGUAUUGGUUAUAUUGAUGUAUUGUUUAUUCAAAUUCUGUAUAUUUUUAUUUUUUAAAAAUGUAAUAUUUUUAUUUAUUUAUACUACGGAUAUAUUUUUGCUUUUAGUAUGUGGUCAACGGUGUGAGUGAUUUGGAUGGGUGCAGGGUUAGAGGUUAGAUCUAAUCCCAGUUUGGCCAAACAUUGUCAUCUUUUUUGCUGAUCUUUGUGUGUGUGUUUGUGCAUGUAUUUAUGCGUGUGUGUGUGUGUGUGUGUUUAUGCAUGUGUGUGCGUGUGCUCGUGUGUGUCUGUGUGUGCAUGUGUGUGUCUGUGUGUGCCUGUGUGCAUGUGUGUGCCUGUAUGUGUCUGUUUGUGCACGUGUGUGUCUGUUUGUGCACGUGGGUGUCUGUUUGUGCACGUGUGUGUCUGUUUGUGCACGCUAAAACAAAGGCUGUACAAAGAACUGAUGAUUCCUCUUUAAUCAGAUAAGUCGAUGUACACUGACAGUAGUUUGGGCCAUUUGUGAAGUGUCUGGUCUAAAUAUCUACCCUGUAAUUGUGAGGUUGAUGAGGAAGCUGUGAAAUGUGAUUAUAAUAAUUUAAUGGUCAAAUAUCAUUUUAAAACAACCUUCAGUUUAAUGGACAUGUAAAUGUUAAACCUUCCAUUUUGCUACCAUUUCAAAGCAAAGCCAAAUCCUGUGUGUGUGUGUGUGUGUGUGUGUGUGUGUGUGUGUGUGUGUGUGUGUGUGUGUGUGUGUGUGUGUGUGUGUGUGUGUGAGAGAGAGAGAGAGAGAGAGAGAGAGAGAGAGAGA